AGUAUCAUGUAAUCAUUAUUCAUUCAUAGACUUACGAAUUAGGCCUUAGUUGCAUACCCUCUUGUAAGUAGAGGGGGAAAAAAUACGAAAUUCAAUCAAAUUAAUUUUAAUGUUUACAUUAAAACAUUGUAGUAUAAGUUAUAAAAAACAUCUUUAGUUUUCGAAAUCAAUCAAUUUUUAAUCAAAAUCUUUACAAUAAUGUCUGAUGAACUUGCCAAUCCAAAUACUUGGCAAUAUGUUUGUUAUUCACUGCCAGUUAUUAUACCAUUAUCUGUAUUUAUGUUUAACAAAUGUUGUUCCAACAAAUAUAACACUUUAAAAUCUAAGGUGGUAUUAAUAACUGGUGCCAGUUCUGGAUUAGGUGAAACAUUAGCCCAUGAAUUUUAUUCACAUGGGUGUGCAUUGAUUUUAACUGGAAGAAAUCCUACAGAGCUAGAACGUGUGAAAAGUGAUUUGUUGAGUCGAAAUGAUGUAAAGAAUGUAAAUAAACCAUGCACUUUAGUCUUAGAUCUUAUUGAUCAAUCUACCAUUGAAGUUGUUAGUCAAAAAGUUUUAGGAGUGUUUGGUCGGGUUGAUAUUUUGAUAAACAAUGCUGGUAUAAGUUAUAGAGGUAGAGCUGAUGCAACAACAGCUGAAGUUGAUUACAAAGUUAUGUUAGUCAAUUAUUUUGGUCAAGUUGCACUUACUAAAGCAUUAUUACCUAGCAUGAUACAUCAUAAGAGUGGACACAUAGUAGCAAUAAGUAGUGUUCAAGGAAAAAUAGCUGUUCCAUUUAGAUCUGCUUAUACAGCAUCAAAACAUGCUUUACAAGCCUUUUUUGAUACAUUGAGAGCUGAGAUUUCACAUCAUAAAGUGAAGGUAACAGUUGUAAGUCCUGGUUAUAUUCAAACUAAUUUGUCUUUAAAUGCUUUGACUGGAUCUGGCUCAAAAUAUGGCAUUAUGGAUGAAUCAACAAUGGCUGGUUAUUCUGCUGAGUAUGUUGCUCAACAAAUUGUAGAGGCGGUAGUUGAUGAUGAACAAGAGGUUAUAAUAGCUCCACUAUAUGCCCGCUUAGCUAUUGGAUUACGUUACAUUUGGCCUAGAUUGUAUUUUUGGAUAAUGAAAUACAGAGCUAAUCGAUAUACUAGUCAAAAAAUGUAGGAUUUAAGGAUUCCCUGCCAUCAGACAGACGAGCAUCGGCUGCAGCCCGUUUUUGUCGGCAUACGGGAAUCUCAUAUUUGACAAAAAAGGUCAGUCACUAUAUUUUUAGAAGUUGAUCAAAUUUUUUAUUGUUUUAUUUUGUAUGGUUCCAUGAAUACUCUAGUAAAUAGGUAUUUUAGAUGCACAGUUAUGAUAAAAAUUUAUGAAACAAAUAGAUAUUAUGCAAUGGUAAUUAAUUUUAAAUUUGAUCUUAUGCACUUAAAAUUAUGAAAUUUUUUAAAUUAAAAUUAUUUUAAUUAUUUUAACUAACUUGAAAUACACUUAUUUUUGAUUUCCCAUUUUAUUAAAAUUUAUAUUUUAUUUUCUAUUUAAAAAUGAAGUUGUUUUUAAAAAAUUUAUAAUAUUUUUUAUUUGUUACUGUAUAAACAUUCCAUGUAUAUUUUAGUAAUUGCCGUCCAUAUUAUGCUUAAGGAUUUAUGAAAAAUUCUAUUUUUUGAAUGUUUAUAUGUACUAUUAACAUAACUUUAUUAGGAAUUAUAAAUUAAUGAUAAAUAAUUAGGUUUUCAUAAAAAAUAAUAAAUUUUCACUAACAAAAAAAAAUAAUAAUAAUAAUAAUAACACAUGUUAAUAUUAUUAAAUUUGAUGCUCUUAACUCUUAGUAAUAAAAUAUAUUCUAGAUAUCCUAUGUCAAUUACUGUUGUUUAAUUAAUUAAUCAUUAACUGUGCAUAAUUGCAUUAAUUUCAAUUAUAACUUUGCAAAGAAGCUUAUCUUAGUUAAGUAUUAAUAAUAUAUUUUCUUCUACUAUUGUAAAAAGUAGAACAAAUUACUUUGUACAAUUAGUUAAACUUGACAUAUUAUGUUUGAUUAGUCUAAAUUGUUUUACCAAAGUUUUAUAAUUAAUUUUAUUGUUAGUCAAUUAUAUUUUUUAAAUGAUCUCUUUCUUUCUUCAUAAGACUAUUUACAAAUUAAAUUAUGUAAUUAUAAUGAUUAGUUGCUUGAUAUAUGGUGCUUAUUACACAUCUUGUGUUCCUUUUUAUUAAAGUUUUGACAAUAUUUAUGUAAUGUUUCUUCACAAUUUUUGUAUCACCAGAGAAUUAAUUUUAUUAGCCACUAAUUUACUUAUUAUAUACAUGUGAAUAUAACAGCGUAUUGACAAUUACAUUUUAGAACUUGUUUAGCUCAUGUAAUAGCAGUAGUUCUGACAUUUGUCAAUUAUUUAUGUGUACCUAUAGUGAGUUAUUAAUAUAGUUUCAACCUUUACCUAUGAA
Messenger RNA from Daktulosphaira vitifoliae (grape phylloxera), 2409 nucleotides. RefSeq names its product dehydrogenase/reductase SDR family protein 7-like. Bases 199 to 1140 code for a protein of 313 amino acids. The record is from RefSeq and is a predicted model, not a curated record. The transcript is spliced from 6 exons. Gene Ontology annotation, cellular component: membrane. NCBI's taxonomy places the organism in Eukaryota, Metazoa, Arthropoda, Insecta, Hemiptera, Phylloxeridae. Gene Ontology annotation, molecular function: oxidoreductase activity.